AUGACUUCGGCCCCGAAGGCAGUUCUGAACUCCACGACAGAAAUUAGCAACAGCGCGGACGUUUUUCCUACUUCACACCCAUGCAACGACACGUUUCGGGACUGUGACACGUUUACAGCGAAAAACAACAGCAGCUCACGGGGGGAGGAAAACUCAACGUCUACUGCAUCUGAUGUCCGCGGGCGUAACAGUACCCAUGCGGUUGGAUUUGUAGCCGAUUGGACAAAAUACGUUACCAUUGGACUUGCAAUUUGGUCUAUACUGGGAAAUAUGUUGCCACUAGCUGCAAUCAUCAAGCAAGAGCGACUGCACAAGCCGGUCAACAUACUCAUGGCCAACCUGGCAGCAAGCGAUGUCCUGACGGGCAUAACUUUCCUCACAGCAAUUAUUAUCGAUAUCGUGACGACGUCUCCUUCUAGAUCUCUUUCCACUACCGUAGCGCGACUGCUCUUUACUCCGGGCUUGCUCUGUGGACUGUCGUCCGCGUACAGCCUCCUGACUCUGACUGCCGAGCGUUACUGGUUCAUUGUCCACGGGAUGACAUACGUUAACCAGGUCACCAACGACAGAUGCAAGGUCGCGAUCGCCGUGGUCUGGGUGUGGAGCGGAGUCCUGGCGAUGCUGCCUGUCUUUGGGUGGAACUGUGAGAGGUUCGAGCCCGGAUGUGCCUGGCUUGGAGGAGGUACACCGCACAGUUAUCUGGUCUUGAUCCUGGUUCUCGUCUUCAUCCCCAUGAUGGCGAUCGUGUUCUUCAACGUGAGAGUGUUCUACAGUCUGUGGCAGCACGUCAGCGACAUUUUAAAACAAGAAGCUUCCGUCGGCGCGCCGCCCAGCACCAGCAGAAAGUCCGCCGUCACUAUCGUCCUGAUCACCGGCGUGUUCCUGGUGGGCUGGCUGCCGUACUGCGUCGCGGUCCUCGGGUGUGCCGCCAGCGGCGACUGCGCCGCGGUCAGACCGACGCUGUUCUUCGUCAUCCUGAACUCCGCCGUCAACCCCGUCAUCUACGGCCUCCGUCUGAGGGAGAUCCGCCGCGGGGUCAGGCGACUCUUCACCGGGAACAAUCGGGUGGCAAAUCUGGAACUAGAAAGGUAA
This is a messenger RNA of Branchiostoma belcheri (Belcher's lancelet), 1092 nucleotides long. RefSeq names its product G-protein coupled receptor 6-like. The record is from RefSeq and is a predicted model, not a curated record. The coding region runs from base 1 to 1092 and encodes 363 amino acids. Gene Ontology annotation, cellular component: membrane. Gene Ontology annotation, biological process: G protein-coupled receptor signaling pathway. The transcript has a single exon. Lineage: Eukaryota; Metazoa; Chordata; Leptocardii; Amphioxiformes; Branchiostomatidae. Gene Ontology annotation, molecular function: G protein-coupled receptor activity.